AUGUUAAAGCCGCUCCCAGGACCGGAUAGGAUAUGGCGAGAGAUAAGUAUCGACUUCAUCAACAAGCUGCCGGAAAGCAACGGAUACUAUAGCCUCAUAGUUAUUGUAGACAGGCUGAGCAAAGGAGUCAUUCCAGUACCAUUGAAGGAUCUUACUGCUAAAACAGUUGCUCGUGAGUCCCUACAAUUCUUUGUUUCCCGCCAUGGUUUUCCUACAGGCAUUAUCUCUAACCAAGGCUCCCAGUUUGUGAGUGAGGUAUGGGCCUAUAUCUGCCAAAGUGCAAAAAUGGAACGGCGCCUAUCAACUGCCUGGCAUCUGCAGACAGAUAGGAUGAGCCCCUUCUUUUUAAUGCACGGAUAUGAUCUUAAAGUAUUAGAUCUACGGGAUGCCGUCUAUAAACUAACAACACGCUAUAAAGAGCAUAAGAUUGCAAAGGAUAUUAUAGAGAAGCUGGCACAAGCAGCAGACCUUACACAGAUAGAAAUAGCAGCAACGCAGCAGCGUAUAGAAGAGUCUAUGAACAGGCACUGA
Molecule: messenger RNA, 531 nt
Organism: Talaromyces stipitatus ATCC 10500
Lineage: Eukaryota; Fungi; Ascomycota; Eurotiomycetes; Eurotiales; Trichocomaceae
Product: retrovirus polyprotein, putative
Exons: 2
Coding region: 1-531 (176 amino acids)
Biological process (GO): DNA integration
Molecular function (GO): nucleic acid binding
Source: RefSeq, a predicted model, not a curated record